AUAAGUUUCCAUAUUUUACUUAUAAAUAGAUGAAAUUAGCUUAUAAAAUUGGAUUGAGAGCGUUUGAUUUUCGCAGAAACUUGACGAAAUAAUCUGACUUGAGUCUUAGAUUGAGAGAAUUGAGAGAGUAGUAUUAAACAAACCCUUCGAUUAGUCGUAUUAGUCCACUGUAGUUGUAAAAUUUCACCGGAAAAAUGAGGAUUACGAUAAAGGGAGGUGUGUGGAAGAACACAGAAGAUGAAAUUCUCAAGGCUUCGGUUAUGAAAUAUGGGAAAAACCAAUGGGCAAGAAUUUCUUCUUUGUUGGUCAGGAAAUCGGCCAAACAGUGCAAGACACGCUGGUAUGAGUGGCUGGAUCCCUCAAUCAAAAAGACUGAGUGGACCCGAGAAGAAGAUGAGAAGUUAUUGCAUUUGGCGAAACUGAUGCCUACCCAGUGGAGGACGAUUGCCCCUAUUGUCGGGCGUACUCCAUCACAGUGCUUGGAGAGAUAUGAAAGGCUUUUGGAUGCAGCCUGUGCCAAGGAUGAGAACUACGAACCUGGUGAUGACCCGAGAAAAUUGCGUCCUGGAGAGAUUGAUCCUAAUCCGGAAUCGAAGCCUGCUCGUCCUGAUCCUGUAGAUAUGGAUGAAGAUGAAAAGGAGAUGCUGUCUGAAGCUCGGGCUCGGUUAGCCAACACUAGGGGUAAGAAGGCAAAAAGGAAAGCCCGAGAGAAACAGCUUGAAGAGGCUCGCAGGCUUGCUUCAUUGCAGAAAAGAAGAGAGCUUAAAGCUGCUGGAAUUAACCUUCGCCAUAAGAAGAGAAAGAGAGGAGGAAUAGAUUACAAUGCUGAAAUACCUUUUGAAAAGAGACCUCCACCUGGCUUUUAUGAUAUUGCUGAUGAAGAUCGACCUGCUGAAUUAGUCAAGUUUCCAACAACGAUUGAGGAGUUGGAAGGUGAAAGAAGAGUUGACAACGAGGCUCGAUUGAGGAAGCAGGACAUCGCAAGAAAUAAAAUAGCAGAGAGGCAGGAUGCUCCGUCUGCAGUUUUGCAAGCAAAUAAACUCAAUGAUCCUGAGCCAGUUCGCAAAAGGUCCAGGUUAAAUCUCCCAGCCCCACAGAUUCCUGACCAUGAGUUGGAGGCAAUUGCUAAGAUGGGAAGUGCUAGUGAUAUUCUUGGGAAUGAAGAACUUACAGAAGGAAACGCUGCAACACGUUCUCUUCUUGCAAGUUAUGCCCAGACUCCGAGACAUGGCUUCACUCCAGGGAGAACCCCUCAAAGGACUCCUGCAGGCAAACAGGAUGCCAUUAUGAUGGAAGCAGAGAACCAGCGGAGGUUGACUUUGUCUCAGACUCCGUUGCUUGGUGGGGAUAAUCCGAUGCUGCACCCUUCAGACUUUUCUGGGGUGACUCCCAAGAGAAAGCAUAUUGCAACACCAAAUCCUCUAAUGACUCCGUCUGCUACUCCUGGAGGCCCUGGUCUCACUCCCAGAAUCGGGAUGACACCCACACGUGAUGUAUAUGCUGUUGGUUUGACUCCAAAAGGAACUUCAAUGAGGGAUGAGCUGCGCAUAAAUGAAGAUAUUGAUAUGCUUGACAGUUCCAAACUGAGACAGUCUGAUUCAAAAAAGGAACUCAUUUUCAGUCUGAAAAAUCUCCCACAACCCAAGAAUGACUACCAGAUAGUUAUUCAGCCAUUGGCUGAAGAGGAUGAAGAACCUGAAGAGAAGAUCGAGGAAGACAUGUCGGAUAGAAUUGCUAGAGAGAAGGCUGAGGAAGAAGCAAGGCAACAAGUAUUACUCAAGAAAAGGUCAAAAGUACUGCAGAGGGAGCUGCCAAGACCUCCUGUGGUUUCGUUGGACCUCAUUAGAAACACUUUGAUGAGAGCUGAUGAAGACAAGAGUUCUGUUGUUCCAUUAACUUUAGUUGAGCAGGCUGAUGAAUUAAUAAGAAAGGAGCUUUUGUCUUUGUUAGAGCAUGAUAAUAUUAAAUAUCCCCUGGAUGAGAAAGCAACAAAGGAGAAGAAGAAAGGAAAACGUGCUGCAAAAGAGAAUUCUGUAGAUGUGCCAACAAUUGACGAGUUUGAAGAAGAUGAACUGAAAGAGGCAGAUAAACUAAUAGAAGAUGAGGUCCAAUAUCUACGUGUUGCUAUGGGCCAUGAGAAUGAAUCUUUUGAAAGCUAUGUGGAAGCACAUAAAGCAUGCUUAGAUGAUAUGAUGUACUUCCCUACACGUGAUGGCUUCGGUCUAGCAAGUGUUGCCACCCAUGCGGAGAAACUUUCCUCCCUGCAGAAUGAAUUUGAACAUGUGAAGAAGAUGGAAGAUGAGACUAAAAAAGCACAACGGCAUGAGCAGAAGAUUAAAGUUCUAACUAAUAGUUAUCAGAUGAGGUGUAACAAACUUUGGGCACAAGUGGAGACAACCUUCAAGCAGAUGGACGCUGCGGGAAUCGAGCUAGAAUGCUUCCAAGCUUUGAGUAAGCAAGAAACUCUAGCGGCAACAUACAGGAUCAGCAACCUCAGGGAAGAGGUUCAGAAGCAGAAGGAUCUCGAGCGCACUUUACAGAAACGGUACGGCGAUCGGAUGGCUGAACUAGAAAGAGUUCAGCAUUUGGUAAAUGCACAUAGACUGCAAGCAGAAAGGGAUCUUGAAAACGCUGCAAAAGACAGCGACACUACCAUGGAUGCCAUUGACGUAGCAUUGCAAGAGCCCGAUGCAGCUGAAGCAGCUGUCACCAAGGACACAGUCGAGGUGGAAUCGAGAUCCAAGGAUGAAAUGAUGUUGCAGAAGAGAAUGCAGCAUCAACCAGUGGUGAGUUGCAAGUAGCAGAGGAGAAUGCAGCAUUAUCCACUGGUAAACCUUUGUAAUUAAAUCCCAGAGAAAAUGAGCCUUGGAUGGGACACUGCCGUCAAAAGAAGAUAGCUGAAGUUUCGAUCUUUGAAAUCUGGAAAAAAUCAAGUUUUUUUUUUUGUAGUGUAAUCAACAGAUAUAUGCGUGACAAACUAGUGUUAAUUCUGGAUAAGAAAUUGAUUAGCAUUGUAAAGAAAAUUUUGACUAUAUAAUCGGAUUUGAAUCUUCAAAGUAAAUCUUACUGAAAAAAAAGGAUGUUCGGUUUCUAAA
Salvia hispanica is the source of this 3095-nucleotide messenger RNA. Its product is annotated as cell division cycle 5-like protein. The record is from RefSeq and is a predicted model, not a curated record. Lineage: Eukaryota; Viridiplantae; Streptophyta; Magnoliopsida; Lamiales; Lamiaceae. Gene Ontology annotation, biological process: mRNA splicing, via spliceosome. Gene Ontology annotation, cellular component: Prp19 complex; spliceosomal complex.